AUGCGUCAUUCGUUAUUUGAGGAACUUGACCAUUUCUUGAUACGAGAUAGCAUGAGUCUAACGGUAAAAAGUUUGAAAGAGCUUUGGGCAAAGGAGUUUCUUCCCAACAUACGAGAAGAGAUCCGCAACGAAGUCGUUUCGCUCAAAGCUGGCCUUCAAGACCUCCGAAAAAGAUUUGAAGAAAUUGAAAAGUCCCAAGACUUCAUUUCAAAGAAAUACGAUACAGUGAUAUCAACCAUUAAGGACGUAAAAGAACACAAUGACAGUCUAAAGGGUGAUAUAAGAGUGAUAAAAGAAGACAUUGGGAAGCUUGGAAACGAUUAUCUUAAUGUUGAGAUCCAGUUGGAUGAGCUUGAGCAGUACGCACGAAGAGAUUGCCUCGAAAUAACUGGUAUUCCGAUCGUACCAAAUGAUAACCCACCCUUGCUCGUAAAAGAAAUGUCUGAGAUUAUGGGAGUGAACCUCAGCCCAAACGAUAUAUCGAUCGCUCACCGUUUGCCGCCAACGAAGAAAGUGAAAGAUCGACUAAUCGUAAAAUUCACUCGAAGAGAGAAAAGAGACGAAAUCUACAACAACAGGAAAAGAUUAAAAUCUAAGCGGACUAAAGACCUUCCGUCGGUGGUCUGCACGCCGGAAUAUGUGGCUGUAAGUCAUAAAGCACUAAUUCAAGUCAAUGAAAGCCUGACGCCGUACAGAAAGCGAAUACUGGGCAGAAUUUUACAAUUCAAGCGCGACCGUAACUACAAGUUUAUCUGGACGGCCAACGGUAAAAUAAUGCUGAAGAAAACGGAGAGCUCAAUUACGAAAUGUUUUGUGACACAUGAGGAAUUCGAAGAAUUCCUCGAUCAGCUUGAUUAACUAUAGCUCAAUUUAAUGACCUCUAUAAAUGUAUACUAUUAUGGAUCUAGACAUGGCUAAUCAUCAAGAAAACGUAA
Messenger RNA from Stylophora pistillata, 935 nucleotides. RefSeq lists its product as uncharacterized. The record is from RefSeq and is a predicted model, not a curated record. Lineage: Eukaryota; Metazoa; Cnidaria; Anthozoa; Scleractinia; Pocilloporidae.